AAACUAACCAAAAUGUCUGUAACUGAUGAUGACAUCAUCAAAAAACGACUGUUGAUUGAAGGUGAUGGAGGUAAUGAUGACAAACGAAUUUGCAACCUUAUAAGGACAUUUCUCCGUUACUGUAACUCCUCAGAAAAUGAUGAGGAAAAUGUGACAAAUUAUCAGCGGAUCUUGGCAACUCUUACCCAGUCUGAAUACACUAUAGAGAAAUCCUGCAAAGUGUAUCAGAUGAACCUUAAAGAGCAGAACAACUAUGACCAACUCAGUAACCAGAUAGAGCAAAAAAUAAAGGAAGCAACGGAGAAGAUUGCAGAAUGCAAAAAGGAAGUUCAGCAAGCGAAAAGAAUACGUAAAAACAGACAAGAGUAUGAUGCUUUGGCUAAAGUGAUACAGCAACACCCAGACAGACAGGAAACCACCAGACAGCUGCAGUGUUUGGACAAAGAAGUAGCAAGUCUGGAAGAAUCCAAGGAAAUACUGGAACAAAAGUUGGACUUGAGAAGAAAGCAGUUUCAUGUGUUGAUAGCAUCCAUCCAUGAACUGGAGAAGAUCCUAGAAGAUGAUGAGAAGAAAGAGUCCAUGGAUACAAGCUGACGGAUGUGCUUGUAUUGUGUUCAUUAAGAAAAUCUCCAAGAUCAAUAUCAACGGAACUGAGCAAGAGAAAGAAACUUUGGUUAAACUCCCAUUGAUUGGGAAUGAUGGAACAAUGAAGGGGGUAGCUCUUGAUGCUGUAAUCCAAAUUGUUGGUGUUUGAGGAAAAUUGAUAAUUUGGUUAACUUGUGGUAACAUUGCUUCAGGUAUCUAACUACAGGUUAGGGCCUGUUCAUAAAAAAUAACAGAAAAAGUUUAAACUAAAUUGUCUACAGAGGUUAUUAUUAUUUUUUUUAAUGGUAUUAAUAAAUCAUUGAAAGUUUUUUUUUACUGAAUUUGGUCAAAGAUAGUCACCAAUCAUUUCAUUGUCAAUACAGUUAAUUAAUGAAGAUAAAUAGAAUCAGGCACAUCCUCUCAUCUUGGUAAAUUUCAUAUGAGAUCAGUCAUCAUGAAUAUUUGAUACAUUACAUAAUUUUCACCUUAAUUUACCAGAUAUGUAAUUACUUUGUUUUAACAUUCAC
Messenger RNA from Ylistrum balloti, 1112 nucleotides. Its product is annotated as THO complex subunit 7 homolog. The transcript is spliced from 8 exons. Bases 13 to 594 code for a protein of 193 amino acids. Gene Ontology annotation, biological process: mRNA export from nucleus; mRNA processing. The record is from RefSeq and is a predicted model, not a curated record. Lineage: Eukaryota; Metazoa; Mollusca; Bivalvia; Pectinida; Pectinidae. Gene Ontology annotation, cellular component: THO complex part of transcription export complex.